AUGAGAUCCGUGGUCAGUAGUAGCAACACCAAUGCACCGUAUCCAUUUGCUUCUGCCUCCCAAGAAUUCAAAACCAUUCACGAAGGGGUGGAUGAAAGCUCCAGAUACAACAACAAUGCUGCUGGUGCUUUUGACGACUUGGAUCUGGAAAUGCUCAACACAUUCGAGGGGGGCAAUUAUAACACAACAACAACCACCAAAGUAUCACAGAGUGUACCAUCACCAAUAUGCAGCAUGGACAAUCUUCCCGAUGCAACUGCAACGUGCACUGCAACACAAUGUGAUGUUCUUCCAGGCAGCCACAACAGUAGCGGAGAGCCAACACCGAUAGAUUUGGGGGGCUUGCCAAUCGAAAAGAAAAACGAGAAUGCCAACAAGGAAACACAAACAGAAAUAGAUGCAGAAGAAGGCAACUUAUUGCCAUCGACGGAACGCCAGAGUCCUCUUCAAGGUUUUGAAGAGACACAGCUGCAAGAUUCUACUGCAAAUAGAAUAGAUGCAACGAACAGGGCAGAGCUGCCUACCAAUGCUACUACUCGGGGUGCCGAACAUGACUAA
Messenger RNA from Seminavis robusta, 558 nucleotides. The record is from the annotation of a GenBank genome assembly. NCBI's taxonomy places the organism in Eukaryota, Bacillariophyta, Bacillariophyceae, Naviculales, Naviculaceae.